AUGGCAGCGGACACCAGUCAACUAGUUGCAGAUGUUAUUACAGAGAUCCUCGAAAAUCUGAGUGUCCGUGAUUUACUUUCAGCCCUUCUAGUUAACCGAGAAUGGUGCCAAGUCGCCGUUCCAAUGUAUUGGAAAGCUCCAUUCAGUUAUAAAUAUAAAAGGAGUAUGACCGCACUAAAGAUUUACGAAUUGUUUCUUGAACGAGGAAGCAGUACACUUAUAGGAACGACAGAAAAUUCUGCGCGGGGAACAACAAUUCAAGAGACUCCAAUGCUUUACGAUUAUCCGUUGUUUCUCAAAGAACUCAAUUAUACAAACCUACUAGCGUUAAAAGGAAUAGAUGGAAAGGUUAAUGCAAUACUUCAAAUGCUAAUAAAUCGUGGAAUUCGUCUGAACACUUUUAUUAUGGAUAAUACCGGUUCAAAAAGCGAAAGACAUUACGAAAUAUGGACAACACCACGCUAUGCCUCAAUAUUCAGUUCCCUCAUUCGCGUUGAAAUACGCACGCCUUUUCCAAAAAAUCAUGUCAUAAAGACAUUAGCAAAAAAUUGUACUAUGCUGUCCUAUCUCGAUAUCAAUCUUCACGACAACUCUAUUGACCGUGUUAAGAAAACGCUCAAUUAUCUUGAGGAAUUCAUCUCAGUCCAGCGAUGCCCUUUGAAUCUUCGGUUGGUAUUUCCAAAUGGUCCUGGGAAAAUGUUAAUCAAAACAUUGCAGUCCCAAUUUGAAUCUCUCAAACGUCUUGAGCUUGUAAAAUGGAACUUCAGCGAGUGUGAUGAUUGGGGAUGGUUGAAAAAGUGUCCAAAUUUGACCGAAUUUGCAAUCACAAGCUCUCUUCAGACACGAGUUUCUGCCAUUUUAGACGUUAAAUACGAAACCUAUCAUUCGAAAUCGUCGAAUAAUUCUAGACUUACAACUGCACAUUGGCAUUUCGACAAAGACGGCGAAACCUCCUCAAUGCCAAACUUUUACUUUCACUCAGGUAAAUCAUCGAUGGUGCAAUAUUAUGAUAUAGAUGACUUCCAAUAUGAUUACCAUUAUCUAGAAGCAAGAACUAGAAAAUCUAGAAGAAAGAAUUAG
Molecule: messenger RNA, 1080 nt
Organism: Ambispora gerdemannii
Lineage: Eukaryota; Fungi; Glomeromycota; Glomeromycetes; Archaeosporales; Ambisporaceae
Source: the annotation of a GenBank genome assembly